UUGUAUAUUUUAACCGCAUUUUAAGUUGAACGCCAACGCAACAAAGACCAAACUGGAUUGCUAUUUUAAUAUUUGGCGUUUGAAGACAAUACAAAGAGAGGAAAAGGAUAUACAUUUAAAAAUCGUGGAAAGUAUUAAAUACAAGAUGGCUUUUAAGGGAAAACAUGCUAUAGUAACAGGCGGUGCCAAUGGCAUAGGCUUACAAGUGGUUAAACAAUUGCUAAUGCAUGAUGUACAUAAAGUGGCCAUAAUAGAUUUACAGGACAACUUGGAAGAGAUAGUUAUUUUAAGAGCUGCCUUUCCAGCUCAACACUUGUUGUUAAUCAAAAUGGAUGUGGCCAAUGCUAAGGGUAUUGAGGCUACCUAUGAGGAAAUUUUAAAAACUUUUGGCCAUUUGGAUAUAGUGGUUAAUGUGGCUGGUCUUUUCAACGAUCAAGAUGUUCAACGUACUUUAAUGGUAAACUUGGGUGGCAUGAUUAAUUCCAGUUUAAAUGCCAUGAAAGCAAUGAGUAAGGAAAAGGGUGGCAAAGGAGGCUUAAUAUGCAACAUGGCCUCAGUGGUGGGUUUAGAUCCCAUGUUUUUGGUGCCAAUAUAUGCGGCCACAAAGGCAGGAAUUAUUAAUUUUACUCGCUGCUUGGGAAAAGAAAUUUAUUACCAACGUCAUGGUGUUAAGUUUAUAACAGUUUGUCCAGGCGCUACCAUUACCGAUAUGUUUACCAAUUUCACUGAAAAAAUGCUAUUUCCAGAAAUGAGUGAUGAAUCGUAUUUGGUAUUAGAUCGUUUAAAUAAACAAAGUGCUGCUGAUGUUUCACGCUGUAUUUUAAGUGCUUUGGAGAAACAAGAAAAUGGCUCUGUUUAUAUUAUAGAGGGAAAACGUUUGUUUCCCAUUGAUAUGAAACGUUAUUGGACGGGUAUAGAGAAGGAAUUAAAUGAAUAAGAGGUGUACGAAAGAUAAUUAUUUCUUUUCAAAUGUGAUAGCAAAUAAGAAGCUUAAUAAUUUUAUGAUUUCAUUUUUAAAAUAAAUAUUUACAUACCUGUUAUUGUUCUUUUUAAAAUA
This is a messenger RNA of Lucilia sericata (common green bottle fly), 1057 nucleotides long. RefSeq names its product alcohol dehydrogenase. Bases 146 to 937 code for a protein of 263 amino acids. Gene Ontology annotation, cellular component: cytoplasm. Gene Ontology annotation, molecular function: oxidoreductase activity, acting on the CH-OH group of donors, NAD or NADP as acceptor. The record is from RefSeq and is a predicted model, not a curated record. The transcript has 3 exons. Lineage: Eukaryota; Metazoa; Arthropoda; Insecta; Diptera; Calliphoridae.